Molecule: messenger RNA, 1620 nt
Organism: Parastagonospora nodorum SN15
Lineage: Eukaryota; Fungi; Ascomycota; Dothideomycetes; Pleosporales; Phaeosphaeriaceae
Exons: 4
Coding region: 1-1620 (539 amino acids)
Biological process (GO): carbohydrate transport; transmembrane transport
Cellular component (GO): membrane
Molecular function (GO): carbohydrate:proton symporter activity
Source: RefSeq, a predicted model, not a curated record
AUGGCUUCUCGAAGCAAUUCUGUCGCGGUGCAGAACGCAAAUAUCAAGCAGCGGGCGGACAAGGUUGCGCAGCAGGUCGAGGCGGAGGCGACUUGGAUCGAGAAGAAGCUGAAGCCCAGCAAAGUUGCUGCGAGGUAUCCGAUCAAGGGAGCUGCUUUGCUUUAUGCAACAUGCGGGUUUGGAAGUUUGGGAGAUGCGCUGUUUGGUUACAACUCUGGUAUCAUGUCGGGUCUGCUCGUGAAUCCCGUCUUCGUGAAGCGUUUCUUCAGCGACUACGGCGGCGCGAACGGUAGCACGGCCGCUGUGAGCCCUUCUAUCACUGGUAUCUCGGUUGCUUGUCUUCAAGCGUCCGCUGCUGUAGGGGCUCUGGUUGCCGGACGACUCGGCGACAUCAUUGGUCGAAAGCGAACAGUUCGCCUCGGUGGCUUCAUUUACUUCUUCAGCGCUUUCAUCCAAAUCUUCGCUCCGGGCUUUGCCACUUUCGUCGCUGGUAGGACCAUUCAGGGUCUCGGUGUUGGCUUCCUCUCCAUGACUGUCCCAAUCAUCCAAACAGAAAUCGCCGCACCGCAUGCCAGAGGUUUGAUGGUGGGAAUUGAGUACACUUGCUUGAUCGCCGGUUACAUGUUGUCAUGCUGGGUCGACUACGGAUUUCACUUCAUGCUUCCGGAUCACAUGUCUUGGCAAGGACCCUUCAUCAUUCAAAUCCUUCUCUCCUUCAUACUUAUCGUCAUGUCUUUCUUCCUCCCGGAGACUCCUCGAUGGCUUGCAAAGAACGGAUUCAUGAAAGAAAGUCUCCAAACAGUUGCAGAUUUGCACUCGGAUGGCGACAUCAACGCAGAACAUGUUCAGCAGGUCUUCCUCGAGAUCCAGGAAGCCGUUGUGUACGAGUCAGAGCUUGGAAAGUCGAGCUGGAAGGAAAUGUUCACUCGCUACCGCAAGCGUACAAUCGUCGGCAUCACAGUUCAAAUGUUCGCCCAACUCAACGGAAUCAAUAUCAUCUCUUUCUACCUCCCCAGCACACUCGCCUCCGCCGGAUUUGACGACAAGAAAUCGCUUCUCUACACCGCCGCCAAUGCCAUUCCUUACACCGCAGCAACCGUCGUAACAUGGUGGCUCGCCGAUCGUUGGGGCCGAAAGCCACUUCUUCUCCUCGGUGGUGUCGCGAUGGCUGUCCUACUUGCCAUUGUUUGUGUGUUCACUGAGGCCGAUAUGGGUGUUACGACCAGAGCCAAUGGGCAGUAUGCAUUCAUUAUGCUGUACAACAUUGUCUACGGGUUCACUUGGGGUCCGAUGCCGUGGCUUUUACCUGCGGAAAUCUUUCCGUUGCGUGGACGCUCGAAGGGUAUGGCGCUCGCUACUACUUCCAACUGGAUCUUCAACUUCAUCAUCGGCAUGGUCUCACCAGAUGCGUUCGCUGGUAUUGGCGGAUAUUUCUAUAUUGUUAUUGCGGGCUUCUGUCUUUUUUCGGCCGGUCUGAGUCACUUCUACUACGUUGAAACUGCCGGAUGUACCCUUGAGGAGAUUGCGGUCGCGUUCGGAGACAAGGCGUUCGCAGAUAGCGAUGAGGAGGUCAUCGAGAGUGCGACGGUUGGAGCUGAGAAGACGCAUUUCAACGCCUGA